CCCCACCUCCUCUGUGUGUGCCACAGUUUGCCGGCAGCUUCCAUAGGUGGUGCUACUCGCUGCUAGCAGCCCUUGCCCCUACAGCCCUUCUAGAGGCUACCUGGGGGAGCUUUGUCUGUGUGUGUACAUCAUAGGUGGUGCUACUCGCUGCUAGCAGCCCUUGCCCCUACAGCCCUGCUAGAGGCUACCUGGGGGAUCUUUGUCUGUGUGCAGGCCUAGUCAGCUGAGCGUCUCACCGCGGAGCGAGGCUCUGCCCAUCCCGGUACCGACUCAGAGGCUCAACUACCAGCGGAUCCAGCAGCAGCAGCAGCAGACGGCCACCACUCACUCACCCACCUCACCCACCUACUCCUCCUCCUCACCACGCGCCGUGGUGCGUCGCAGCAGCACGUCACCGCACGGCUUCGCGAGGCCCGGGGGAGGGGGCUCCCCCCCCGUGGGGGGGGGCUGGCCCCCCACCGGGGGGGGCUCCCCCACGACCUCCCACGUGGGUGGUGGUGGCGGUGGUGGUGGUGGUGGCGGUGGUGGUGGUGGUGGCACCUCACGGCGUCUCUCUGUGGGGGGGGGCUCCUUCAGACCCCACUCACCCUCACCGCUUGUUGGGCUGGGGGCUGCUGAUCAGCGAGGAGUUCCCAUGGCAAUGGAGACAAGGACCCGGCACUCAUCCGGCUCCCCCGUGCCCCCCACUCUGGGUGCAAAGUUGCACAGCGCUCCAGAACUUGCCGACGGCUGCUGGAGCCACCACCACCAGCACCACCACCAGCAGCAGCAGCAGGAGGGAGCCCGCCACUCACUCCGCAAGCACCGCUCCGAGCCCACGACCGACACCACCUUGGGAUUCUUCACGGCUACGACAGCAGCAGCAGCAGCAGCAGCAGCGGGAAAAUCGACGGCCGCCACCACCGCCACAUUCUCCUCUCCACACCCGCCUGGUGGUGGCGGUGGUGGCGGUGGUGGCGGUGGUGGUGGCGGUGGUGGUGGCGGUGGUGGUAACCGCAUGACCUCGCCGCUCAAGGUGGGAGCCUUCGUGCCGAUAUCCAAGUCUCCGCUACCCACCAUCAUCGGCUCUCCGACCAAGGCCGGCUCUCCCUUUGAGUUCCCCCAGAAGCCCUCAUCAUCGGGGAACCUCUUCGCCCUCGUGACUCAGCAGGGCCUGGCUCUACCCCCCGGGCACGCCGGCGUGCCGGGGGUCGGGCGGUGCGCUCCGGCACGCACCGCCACCGUGCCCAACAUGCGCCAGCACGCUGCUGCUGCUUCUGGUUCUUCUGCUGCUGCCGCACUGCGCAUGGGAGGUGGUGGAGGAGUCUUUGACACGACUGUCGGUGGUGGUGGUGGCGGUGGUGUGGCCGGGUCACCGGGAGAGGAGAGGCAAGCGAUGUUUGGCAG
Molecule: messenger RNA, 1386 nt
Organism: Lethenteron reissneri (Far Eastern brook lamprey)
Lineage: Eukaryota; Metazoa; Chordata; Hyperoartia; Petromyzontiformes; Petromyzontidae
Product: POU domain, class 4, transcription factor 1-like
Source: RefSeq, a predicted model, not a curated record